AAACGGCGCGCAGUCGAGCUUUCGUAGUCGGCAUCGGCCAUCCGCGACGCGAACUUUCACCCGGCCGACAGUUCCGCGCGCGUCGCGGCGCCACAAACGAAAUCAUCGCGCGUGCACAUCCGACGUGUAGCGAGCGGGAGAACGUUUCGGGUACAGAAGAAUCCGACGUGGAGAGGAACCGCGCACGGAGAUCUGCCGCGAUCGGACUUGUGUGCACACUUUUGACUCCGGAGUAAUUCGGAAAAAAAAACGGAGAGUUGAUCCCCGGAACUUUGGUCUCGGCGGGAGCCACGAGACCCGUCAUCAGUGCGAUUUGUUAGGAAAUGGGAAUUGAAGUUCCAGCGGGAGUUCGCUCCGCCGUCCCUUCGGACUGACUGCACUCGACGCGCGCGCGCGGGCGCGCGCGCGAUCGUCACCCUUCCGCGAGGACGAUGCCUUCUCCCCGAGGACGUUGCCGCGCGUCGAGCGAAUUGAGAUCGCGCCCCGUCGAGUGCGUCGAGCGCUGCUGAUUUUUCUCUCCGCUGCGCCCCUCGACUGCGCCCGCGGGCGAACGCGGGGUGCACGCGAAUGGAAAAACUGUCUGGGAAAACGAAAGCUGCUGACCGACGACGAACGGUGUCGCCUACUCUAAUUUUCAUUUCACCGGUCAUCGUCGCCGUUGCCCGAGGUCCGGCCGGUCCAUAAACCGUUCUGUUCGCGUUUCCGGUCGCAUGGCCGCGCGAUGAAACCAGCCGGCCGGAAGAGUUUCGAUGCUGUCCCCGGAAUUGCGGCGAGCCGCUCUUAACCCGGGUCGGGCCGCGAAGGAGGAAGAAAAGCGUCGACGGGAGAGUUAUCAUCGUGGGAGCCGAGUGAUAAUCGCACCUCGAAACCGUGGAUCCGCGAGGAAUGCGCGAGCUUCGCGCGAUGGAUUUUGUGCUGCUGCUGCUCGUGAUGCUGCUGAGGCAAGAGGUCGCCGGUCUGAAGCUACAGCACAUACGUGUCCCGACGUACCUUCUCAGUGGCGAGAACGCGUUUCUGGAAUGCGGAUACGAUCUCGAGACAGAGAAGCUGUACGCAAUUUCAUGGUACAAGGACCAGGAGGAAUUCUACAAAUUCAUAGCCCGAGGGGAGACUAACAAGCACAGCUAUCCUGUCGCAGGUGUUAAAGUUGACUAUCGGCACUCGGAUGACCAUCAAGUGAUUCUGCAGAACGUGAGUCUCCAUACGAGCGGCCAAUACAGGUGCGAAAUUAGCGCGGAGGCGCCGAGCUUCGAGGCGGUUAGUGGUGAGGCAAGCAUGGAGAUCAUAGAGCUGUCCCAGGAGAAGCCGGUGAUAGUCGGCGAGGAGAAAGUGUACGCGAGUGGCGACGUCCUCGCACUGAAUUGCACCAGCGGCAAGUCCCAUCCUGCCGCCCAACUCAAAUGGUUCGUUAAUGGCCAGCAGUUCAGGGUCACGCCAGUUUCGCGACGCCCUCGCUGUGUCUGCUGGCGGUUGCAGUAUUGCAGCGGCUUCUACUGCCCGUGUAAGACGCUUCCGGGACGACGCUGGGUGUCUCCAGGUCUCAAGGGAAAACAGGGAGGGAGCGGAUCACAGUGGAAACGGACAGCAAGGAGCGACGAGCGUUUCGUGAUGAAAGACAAUCAUACCUUAAUAGGGAGCGAAUCGUGACAUUCGAGCAGAGUCGUCCUCACGAUCCUAACGUCGUCGCAAACGACUUAGGAUCGAGGAAUCGAAGCUGCAUGGGUCAUAAGCUUGUCGUUUUCCCCGAGGACACUUCCGCCCUUCCGAUUUCCCGACGUAUGUAAUUCUAGAUAGUCUAAUUAACCACGAAAGAGAAUACGCGCGACAGCCGGAUGGAUACAUUCCCGCAAGUCAUCGCACGUGCAAGAAAUUCUUCCCCGGCGCUUGGUGAGAUUCCGAUGGAAUCGAUACCCGCGAAAUGCAUCUGGAUCGACCGCACUCGAGAAUUCGAGCUCUUCCUUGGCGGAUGAACUUUCGCAACUUUUCAACUUAGCGAUGUAUCUUAAAAAUAGACUUAAAAAAUCGACCGACCGGUUAUUAUAGGAAAUUCCGAAAUUGAACUUAGAAGUGUGAAUCUAGAAGUAAAGAUUUCAGUUUCAGUUACAUUUUAUUAAUGGUCCUCCCAGAUUAAACACAGGAAUAUAUGUGAUGUCGUCUCACGCAGCCAGACUAAAACAUUGACUUCCGUUUUCCCUCUGCGAGCUCGAACCCCGUGAAUCUUUAUCUUCCACACGAGUAAUUUCGUUUUAAUAGCUUAAAGAAGAAGGUAAGCCAAUCGUGCAGCCAAUCCGAGUCGUGAAAGAAGAAUAAGGAUUUUCGAGGAUAGAGAGAAGAAAGUAAGUAUUUUAACGCCGUGUCGGAAAUAACACCGGCGUGCGAUCGAGAGUUUAAGGGCCGCAUCAAGGGCGUAACGAGCUGGAAGUGCGCGCGGCGGUGUAGAUAACGGCGUGUAUCGAUUCCCAAGUGCAAUUUUCGUUACGAUGGAACACCUUUGACGUCUGCAGUAUUUUCCGGUCGAAGAAACAAGCACGCAGACCCCGAUGCUUCUUGCGUUUUCGCACUUGAAUUCUCUCGUUUCCGUUCGGAGGACGCGUUUGGACGGAUAAUCCGAACGGAAGUGCGGAAAUCACCAAUGUAUACGAAACACGACGUCUCGAGGAAGUGGCUUCAACGGGACCGCGUAAAAUUACGAUUCGCGUCACCACACAAAAUCUUUUUUGCAACAUAACUUCAUAAGAUUGCGAGAAAGAGAGAGAUAUCUGUUUAUCGGCAGCUUCGAGAAGAUGUUGCCACUCGACGCGAUAUCGUCGUCAGUGAUAAUGGGCGCAGCAGUUGUUGUCGAGAUGCAAUCGUUAUCGAUUGUACGCGCGAUCAAGUGUAAAUAUACAGAAGUACCUAGAUAGGCACGUUUUCGUCGGGUCCUUCGUCGCGUAAGCUUCCCUUUCGUCCUGAUUAUAACUUUUAAUUGGUACGUGUGAUUACUGUAAGAAGCCGAGAAAAGAAAUUUUCAAUAUUCGCACCGCCCCUUCCUUCUCCCUUUGGCGCGUUAAACAUAAUGCCAACGCGCAAAAUCUGUCGAGUACAAGAAAAGGUACAGCGAAAAGAGGAGCAUCUCGCGCCACGGGGAUGAACGACGAUACUACUCGCAGCCCUGCGAAGGGUCAAGGAGCCUAUCGGCUUACCGUUUACCCCGCAUGCGUUUCGACACCUCCCGACAUUGCACGUGAGCUCGGAAAACGCGAGAGGGGUUACAAUACGCGCGCGUAAAUAGUGAAUGUUUAUCUGUUCUUUCUAUUUUCUUCUUUUUUUUUAUUAUAUCGUGCAAUACGCACGCGUACGUAGGCACGCGUAUGCGGAAAAAACAGCGGCGCCAUCAGCGAUCGCGAGCGAUCGGAAAAUAUGAUUCAUCCACGUAAGCCGAUUAAUUUGCAAGGAUUCAACGUGCGCGCGGCUGACGCGGAUAUUUAUACAGGGAUCUCUCUCGUGCCGCGCGCGCGCGCGGAAAUGCAUUAUUUUUUCACCCGAGAUUAAUAGUUGUUACACUCCCGCCCGAAUGUACAGCUUCUCUGUUUUCGCGCGUCCACGUUACUGUGUUCACGCAGUUGUGUGACGCGCAGCGAUCUCGUAAUAAAUGCGACGCGGCGUAUUCUGCAGAUUCUCUCGCGACACGCGAUUCUGCGGCAAAAUCACCAGCCUGUUUGAUGAACAGCGAUAUCUCAACGGUACAGACAGGUGCCCUAAAUUGGGAAUAUUAAUUUUUGUGAUUAUUUUACAUCGCAGUGCACAUUUGCUCAGUUGUGCGAAAUUAAAAAUCAUUUGUUGGAAUUUAGUCGCGUCUCUAAAAAUGAUAAAGCGUACAAUUUUAAGAUCCGAAAAUUUAAAUAGUAUUUCCUGUUACAUUAAUUAUGCGCGCUCUUCGUUGCGCUAAAAAUAAACCUCGUAAUAAAAUCGGCUGUCACCAAUGAAGAGCACAGGAGCCGUCGUACACGCGUGGAAUACGUUACGUUACUCGCUUUGUCUCGCUGUCCUUCGCCGUGCAUUUUUAUGCGACGGCACGGCGCGCAACAAAUAUGAUCGUUAAGCUCUUCCGGUUCCACGCUCCGCGUCUCAGAAUCGAUAACUUCCUAUGUAACGACCGCGCGAGGUCCCGCGAUCGCAGAAUUGUUCGCGGGAUACGCUGCCCGUUUACGCGAGGGGAAAUCGCGAGAAACCGUAAUAAAGAGGAACACGAGCUCGUGCGAUCGUUCGUUUAUGGCGAUUUCGGGGCGCCAUAAAUCGUGCUUGGCUCGCGCAGGCGGUUUAUCGGCGAAUGUUGGCUCGAACGCGCUCGGAACGCGACGUGGAUAUGUCGUUCGAUGCAGAUGCGGUUCGAACAAGGAAACGGAGCGAUUUCUGACGAUUCUGUACGAUUUUUGGCGAAUUGUUGUAUGUAAUAUGACGCGACUUUGUAAGGUGAUGCAUGAAGUUUCGGGAGCGCUGGUUUAUCUCGCGAUAUUGCUGUGUCAUGGCUCAAGAAGGUAACACGUCAUCAAAAUCGUGACAAAGUGCGAAGGUACAUGUACUGCAUUAAUAACGCAUAUGCAUGUAACCGCGUUGUGAAUAUUCGUUUCUUUCGAUCCAUUCUUUUUUACAUGAUCCUCAAUUAACAGAAAUUAAUGUUAACGCGGUUACAACCAGCUAUUCGAAAGAACACCUCGGGGUUUUAAAUAUAGAACAGCUUUGACCUGCAAACGCAGAUAGACUCUUCACCGAAACGCGCGCGUCGCUCUCGUAUCAAUGAAAAGCUCCAAAAAA
Molecule: messenger RNA, 4794 nt
Organism: Ooceraea biroi (clonal raider ant)
Lineage: Eukaryota; Metazoa; Arthropoda; Insecta; Hymenoptera; Formicidae
Product: cell adhesion molecule 2
Source: RefSeq, a predicted model, not a curated record